Myripristis murdjan (pinecone soldierfish) is the source of this 3611-nucleotide messenger RNA. RefSeq names its product lon peptidase 2, peroxisomal (gene lonp2). Gene Ontology annotation, biological process: protein catabolic process; protein quality control for misfolded or incompletely synthesized proteins. The record is from RefSeq and is a predicted model, not a curated record. Gene Ontology annotation, molecular function: ATP-dependent peptidase activity; serine-type endopeptidase activity; ATP hydrolysis activity. The transcript is spliced from 17 exons. NCBI's taxonomy places the organism in Eukaryota, Metazoa, Chordata, Actinopteri, Holocentriformes, Holocentridae. The coding region runs from base 95 to 2623 and encodes 842 amino acids.
CCUGCUGGGCUCGACACAGUUCAGCAGACGAGGUCAGGGAAGCAGACGUCACUUUGUCAGAAAACACCGUCAGGGUCCAGAAAAACCUCCGGCGAUGUCGUCCAGCGGCGGAAUCCAGAUCCCGGGCCGCCUGCCGCUGCUGCUGACCCAGGAGGGCGUGCUGCUGCCGGGCUCCACCAUGCGGCUCAGCGUCGACACGCCGCGCAACAUGCAGCUGGUGCGGAGCCGGCUGCUGCGGGGCACCUCGCUCAAGAGCACCAUCAUCGGAGUGAUUCCCAACACCAGAGACCCGGAGCACGAAGCCGACGAGCUGCCCACGCUGCACAGUAUUGGCACAGCAGGCCUGGCCGUGCAGGUGGUGGGCAGUAACUGGCCGAAGCCGCACUACACCCUCCUCAUCACCGGGGUUUGCCGCUUUCGCGUGUCCAGCCUGCUGAAACAGCGCCCGUUCGCCCUGGCAGAGGUGGAGCAGCUGGAUAAACUGGAGGAGUUAACUUCCACAGAGGAGGUCACAGCAGAGGACGGGGAGCUGCAGGAGCUGUCCCAGAGGUUCUACCAGGCUGCUCUACAGUUGGUAGGCAUGUUGGACAUGUCUGUCCCUGUGGUGGCGAAGCUGAGGCGUCUCCUGGACAGCCUGCCCAGAGAAACGCUGCCCGACGUCGUAGCGUCCAUGAUCCGAGCCACAAACAAGGAGAAGUUACAGGUCCUGGACGCGGUGAGCUUGGAGGAGCGCUUUAAGAAGACCCUCCCCCUGCUGACCAGACAGAUCGAGGGACUGAAGCUGCUGCAGAAAACCAGGAGUCCGAGGCCCGACGAUGAGAAGAGGGUGUUUUCGGUGCGUAAAGGCGCCGUCUUCCCGGGCCGGCAGUUCUCCCUGGACGAGGAGGGUGAGGACGAGGACGGAGACGACACCGCGGCCCUGGAGAGGAAAGUCCACAGGGCCAACAUGCCCGAGGCCGCCCUCAAAGUUUGUGUCAAAGAGCUCAAGAGAUUGAAGAAGAUGCCUCAGUCCAUGCCUGAAUACGCUCUGACCAGAAACUACCUGGAUCUCAUGGUGGAGCUGCCGUGGAGCAAGAGCACCAAAGACUGCCUGGACAUCCAAGCGGCUCGUAUCCUGUUGGACAACGACCACUACGCCAUGGACAAGCUGAAGAGACGAGUGCUGGAGUAUCUGGCCGUGAGGCAGCUGAAGGCUUCGCUGAAGGGCCCCAUCCUCUGCUUUGUGGGGCCCCCAGGAGUCGGAAAGACGAGUGUGGGACGCUCCAUAGCCCGGACGCUGGGCCGCGAGUUUCACCGCAUCGCACUGGGAGGAGUGUGUGACCAGUCGGACAUCAGAGGACACAGGCGGACGUACGUGGGCAGCAUGCCGGGCCGCAUCAUCAACGGCCUGAAGACCGUUGGCGUCAACAAUCCUGUCUUCCUAUUGGACGAAGUGGACAAACUGGGGAAGAGCUUGCAAGGAGACCCUGCCGCUGCACUGCUGGAGGUGCUGGACCCGGAGCAGAACCACAGCUUCACAGAUCAUUACCUCAACGUGGCCUUCGACCUCUCCCAGGUGCUCUUCAUCGCCACGGCGAACACCACGGCAACCAUUCCCCCGGCCCUCCUGGACAGGAUGGAGGUGCUGCAGGUGCCAGGCUAUACCCAGGAGGAGAAGGUGGAGAUAGCUCAUCGUCACCUGAUCCCAAAUCAGCUGGAGCAGCACGGCUUGACACCUCAGCAGCUCCAGAUACCACAGGACAGCACACAGGAGGUUAUUACCAGGUACACCCGCGAGGCAGGCGUGCGCUCCCUGGAGAGGAAGAUCGGAGCGAUCUGCAGGGCGGUGGCCGUGAAGGUCGCUGAAGGUCAAAAAGUCACCAAGCCAGAGGAGCCGGUGCCUGCGAGCCCAGUGCAGGCGCAGGGAGAAAUGGCAGCGCCCCCAGAGAUGCCCAUAGUGAUCGACCACAUCGCCCUGAAAGACAUUUUGGGCCCACCGCUGUUUGACAUGGAGGUGUCGGAGCGGCUCACCCUGCCCGGCGUGGCCCUCGGCCUGGCCUGGACCCCUCUGGGCGGGGAGAUCAUGUUUGUGGAGGCGAGCCGGACGGAGGGGGAGGGGCAGCUCACCCUGACCGGCCAGCUGGGCGACGUCAUGAAGGAGUCGGCACAUCUGGCCAUCAGCUGGCUGCGGGCCAACGCCAAGCGCUACCGGCUCACCAACAUGGUGGGCGGUCCCGACCCGAUGGAAGGGACGGACAUCCACCUCCACUUCCCCGCCGGCGCCGUGACCAAGGACGGGCCCUCUGCCGGCGUUACCAUAGUAACCUGCCUGGCCUCACUGUUCAGCAGCCGAUUGGUCAGAUCAGACAUCGCCAUGACAGGAGAGAUCACACUGAGAGGGCUGGUGCUGCCGGUGGGCGGGAUCAAGGACAAGGUCCUGGCGGCUCACAGGGCGGGAGUGAAGCGGGUCAUCCUCCCCAAACGCAACGAGAAGGACCUGGAGGAGCUGCCGGCCAACGUGCGCGCCGAGCUCGACUUCAUCACGGCCACCAACCUGGACGAGGUGCUGAACGCCGCCUUCGACGGAGGCUUCCCCGGGACGGCCAGCACACACACACACCCCCAGCUGCUCAGCAAGCUCUAACACACACACACACACACACACACGAGGUAUAACAGUAUGGAUGUGGUAAUAUGAGGGUGAAAGUUUUCUAGUUUUAAAGAACAGAGCAGUAAGUGAUUGUUUAUCAAAAAUCUCAUUAUGUAAAUAGUUCCUGAAAGCACCUCCUAAUCACGAUAUCGAUAAAGGUAUUCAAAAAGAUAUUAUGUUUGAUUUAGUCCAUAUUGCACAGCCCUAACACACACACACACACACACUUCCACACAUACACACACAGUGACGAUGUGAGGUUCAUGAAGAGACGACAGGAGCCCCGGUCACCGUGGAAACGAGUUGUCAGCUUGUCGGACUGUUUUCCUGGAAAUGUUGAAAAUCAGCGAAUAUUCCCGGCUGUAGUCGUGACGACUCAGCGUUCGACUCCUCCAGCCUUGUCAACACAAAGUCUGGGUUUUUUUUUUUUUUUUUUUUUUCUACACACCAUGACUGUAGAAAAGGGUUCCAGUGAAAUGAACUGAGGUCUGAGGUUCCAGUGAAAUGAACUCCAAACAGUGUAACCCUUAAUGCUGACAGAAUGACGCGUUCAGGGGAUCCUCGUUAACGCGUCAAGUCAGGCGUUUCCAGGCGUUCACCACCGUGUUCCCAAACCUGUUGUUUUAAAACUUCAGGGUUUCACAAGAAAACAGCAGAAGAGGAAAGUAAGAAAAAAAGAGAAAUUUGCCUAAUAAUGUUCUUUUUCUCUGCCCUGUGUCUUAAUCACAAAGAGAAUUAUCCCGUGACCCCCCGGGGCGUCCCAACCCCUAGAUUGAGAACCAGUGAUGUAGUUUAAUCUGUGAUUCUAAACAAUGAACAAGGUGAGUGAUAAAUAAUAAAUGAAUGUAGAAAUGUGUGUUUUCUGUGUCAGUGAGCAAAUCAAACACAAACACCUGGAGCACACCCGUCAGUCAUUUUCCAAUUUAAAAGCUGAAUGGUGAGCUCACGCUGUCACUGUGGGUGCAAAUAAAGAUUUCAGCCA